Messenger RNA from Arabidopsis arenosa, 794 nucleotides. Lineage: Eukaryota; Viridiplantae; Streptophyta; Magnoliopsida; Brassicales; Brassicaceae. The record is from the annotation of a GenBank genome assembly.
AAAAGUCCAAAACCAUCCAUAACCCAAAAAGAGUCACUUCCGUGUCACAAGAAACAACACACAUAGAACAGAAGAAACCAUGAAACCUUCUCUCCAUCAACCACUUCUCUUCUUCUUCUUAGCCACCGUCCUCCCAUUAUUCCUGACCGUCCAUUCUCAAUCAGACGACUCAGAUUUCAUCCGCACGAGCUGCAACACCACAUUAUACCCUGACCUAUGCUUCUCCUCUCUUUCCUCCUUCUCUAGCUCUGUCCACAACGAUCCAGCCCUCUUGGCUCGAGCCGCCAUCUCCCCGGAGAGCAACGAAGAUGGUGCCCACCACCCAACCGCAGCAGCCGUUUUCCAUGACUGCUUCGACAAUCUUAAAGACGCAGUCGAAGAGAUGAGAGGCUCCAUGAAACAGAUGAGGGAGCUGGUCUCGACUGGCUCGCUCGAGUCCUUUAGGUUCCAGAUGAGUAACGUGCAGACGUGGCUCAGUGCGGCUUUAACCGAUGAGGAGACUUGUACGGACGGGUUUAAAGACAUUCACGAUGAGCCGAGGAAAGAUGACGUGUGCGCACGGGUCGAUGACGUCAAAAAGAUGACUAGUAAUGCGUUGGCUCUAGUUAAUCGAUGUGUUGAUAAGGCGAUCCAUUGAGCAUUCUAUCAAUUAAUCACCAAAUAUUCUUCUUCUUUUUUUCUUUUACUUGAAAAAGAAAUUAUUGUUUUGGUUCUCACGCGUGCAUGAUAGAGUCAUAGAGAUAUAAUAAGAUAAGCCUGUUUGUUAUUGGCUGUAAUGAAAUAGUGAUAUUAUG